UCUUCCUGUCUCUCCCUCUCGGCUCUCUCUCAUCUCUCACUUCUCUCCCUCUUCUCUGCACUGCGCACACAUGCACGCACCCAUCUCCCCGCGCGAGGAAGCCCAUCACCCUUCAUCACCGCGUCCUGCUCUCUCUCUCUCUCUCCCUCUCGUUCCCGCGACCCCAGAGAACCGGAAAAGGAGCUCCGGCGAGAUUUUUCAAUCUCCGGUUAGGACGAAAUCGAAGCCGGGUGUAAGCACACCCAACUCCGGCGACCUCGGGGGUUUUUCCGGCCAUCUCCGGCCAUUCCACGACGAAAGGAAGGGGCAAUUAUUGGUGACGUUUUCUUGUUCGUUAGUUUGCGUGACUCUUCGGCGGCUAAGUAUUGUGAGUGGACCCCUUCAAAAGCAUGUUUUAAUAGUGGAAAUGCAUACAUGAAAGGCAUGAUUUAAUGAUUACGUUUUAUGAAACGUUUUGUGAGAUAACAUGCUUAU
Molecule: messenger RNA, 474 nt
Organism: Malus domestica (apple)
Lineage: Eukaryota; Viridiplantae; Streptophyta; Magnoliopsida; Rosales; Rosaceae
Source: RefSeq, a predicted model, not a curated record